GGGAGCUUAUCAGUACACAGAGAGAGUGAGUGGAAGGAGGGAGGGAAGGGAAGGAGAGGCAGAAAAGAAAGCCGAGCUGUGUGUGUGUGUGUGUGUGUGUGUGUGUGUGUGUGUGUGUGUGUGUGUGUGUGCGCGCGCGCUUCUGUCUCUUUAUGGCCGGUGCUUUUAAAUAUGAAAUGCACCUUAGGUGAGGCUUCCCUGCGAGAAGGGAGAUAAGAGAUCAGGACCAUCCUUCCUGCCUGGGCUCAUUCAGCUGGCUGGGCUAUUUCCCCCAUAGGAGGAGGGGCUAUAACAAGUGAGGAUUUGACAGACACGAUGAAGACUGUAUGGUGAUGAAGGAAGGAUGUGGGAAGAACUGAGCAUGGCUCUUUGUGGCACUCAGUUGAUGGGGAGCAAGAUUCACUGGGAGGAAAGCACUUCUGUCUUUUAUCAGGUCUUGUGAUGGCGAAAUGGAAAAAUCCACCCUGUGUUUAAGAAUGUGUGACAGAAGAUUCACCAAAGCCUUGCAGAACUAGAAAAAAAAUGCUGAGUCCACUUCAUGGAGAAUAAAGGUUUCUGGAGAACCUCUCCACCAUUUUCUUUCUGAAGGUCCAUGUUUAGGUAGCCAACUGAAUAUUAAAAGCAUGUAUAUGUUGAAGCUUCACUUUCUCCAACUUAAAACGAAACAAGAAGGAUGAUAUUUAAGAACUCUUGGAGCCCAUUAGUUUAUCAGCAUAUUGCAACGAAAACCAUUUGCUAGAUUGGCAACUUUUCGACUCUCCCCUACAUGCUUACCCGAACCGAAGAGAGUCAAUAUUUAAAGUUUGCAAUCUUGUUUCCAAGACUAUUCUUGAAUCCACUUUAUGUACUUGUGUCCAUUUUUCUUUUUAACCUCUGAACAUUUGACUUGAAAACCUUCUCCUGUACGAUUAUGGGCUCCAAGCAAGGAAUUGCACAGAUUCUCAUUCGUGGUAACGAUGUACUGUUUUCUAUUAAACCGUAUUGGUGACUUGGAGGCUGGGCUCCUCCGCUGCCAUUUCUUUGCAGAGACAAAGGCGGAUCUGACCCCACCAUGGCGGAGAAGUGCAAUUACAUCGCGAGCGUGUACGGCUAUGACCUGGGCUGCCGUUUCAUCAACUUCAGGCCCCUGGGCUUUGGAGUGAACGGGCUUGUCCUCUCAGCAGUCGACAGCAAGAGCUGCCGCAAGGUGGCCGUGAAGAAGAUCGCGGUGAGCGAUGCUCAGAGCAUGAAGCACGCCUUCCGGGAGAUCAAGAUAAUCCGCCGGCUGGACCACGACAACAUCGUAAAGGUCUACGAGGUGUUGGGGCCCAAAGGAGCUGAUCUCCAAGGGGAUCUGUUCAAAUUUAACAUGGUGUACGUCAUCCAGGAAUACAUGGAGACGGACCUGGCCCGUCUUCUGGAGCAAGGACCUCUCUCUGAGGAACAUGCCAAACUCUUCAUGUACCAGUUGCUCAGAGGCCUGAAGUACAUCCAUUCAGCUAAUGUCUUGCAUAGGGACUUGAAGCCCGCCAACAUCUUCAUCAACACAGAGGAUCUGGUGCUGAAGAUCGGUGACUUUGGAUUAGCUAGGGUUGUGGACCAACAUUACUCACACAAGGGUUACCUCUCGGAAGGGCUGGUGACAAAAUGGUAUCGAUCUCCUCGCCUGCUGCUUUCACCAAACAACUACACCAAAGCAAUUGACAUGUGGGCAGCUGGUUGCAUUCUAGCAGAGAUGCUGACAGGAAAGAUGCUUUUUGCUGGUAGGUCUUCAGUUCUUGCUGGAAGCCACGAGCUGGAGCAGAUGCAGCUCAUUUUGGAGACCAUCCCUGUUUUCCACGAAGAGGACAAGGAGGAACUGCUCAAAGUGAUGCCGACGUUCGUCAACAGCACCUGGGAAGUGAAGAAGCCGUUGCGGAAGCUCCUUCCUGAAGUGAACAGCAAAGCCAUCGAUUUUCUGGAGAAGAUUCUGACAUUCAAUCCCAUGGACCGGCUGACCGCAGAGAUGGGUUUGCAACACCCUUAUAUGAGUCCCUAUUACUGUCCUGAAGACGAGCCUGUUUCUCAGCACCCAUUCCGGAUUGAAGACGAGAUUGAUGACAUUUUGCUGAUGGAAGCGAACCAAAGCCAGAUGUCCAACUGGGACAGGUACCAAGUCAGCUUAUCCUCAGAUUUGGAAUGGAGGCAAGAGAAGUGCCACGAUUUGGAGGAGGUGCAACGAGAUCCCAGAGCGGGGUCAGAAUCCAUUGCUGAGGAGGCUCAGGUGGACCCGCGCAAAUAUUCCCAGAGCAGCUCCGAGAGAUUCCUGGAGCAGUCACAUUCCUCGAUGGACCGAGCGUUUGAGGGAGAUUACGGGCGGUCGUGUGAUUACAAAGUGGGGUCGCCUUCCUAUUUGGACAAGCUCUUGUGGAGGGACAACAAGCUCCAUCAUUAUUCAGAGCCCAAGCUCAUCUUAGACUUGUCCCACUGGAAAAGGGCAUCUAUUGCACCUACGGCGGAGAUCGCCUUGGAGGAGGAACCAUCCAACCUAUUCCUAGAGAUAGCCCAGUGGGUUACAAGUACCCAGACAGGACUUGAAUGCCCAAAUCCUCUCCCAGAGAUCCAGGAGAGGAGCUUACCAUCUUCUCCUCACCAUCUCCACAAAGAAGCUAAGGAGGUCGGCAGCGAAAGCGACCCCCAGUUUGACUUGGACGUCUUCAUUUCCAGGGCAUUAAAACUUUGCACAAAGCCAGAAGAUCUGCCUGACAACAAGCUCAAAGACAUCAACGGCGCAUGCCUAGCAGAGCACCCUAGUGAGAUUGUACAGACGGAGGUGUACCAUAAAGAGAGGUGGUAAAAUAAUAAUAAUAAUAAUUAAACGUUGCUGCUGGUA
Messenger RNA from Podarcis muralis (Common wall lizard), 2851 nucleotides. RefSeq names its product mitogen-activated protein kinase 4 (gene MAPK4). The record is from RefSeq and is a predicted model, not a curated record. Gene Ontology annotation, biological process: protein phosphorylation. NCBI's taxonomy places the organism in Eukaryota, Metazoa, Chordata, Lepidosauria, Squamata, Lacertidae. Gene Ontology annotation, molecular function: ATP binding; MAP kinase activity.